This is a messenger RNA of Python bivittatus (Burmese python), 3637 nucleotides long. It is a transcript of the gene MRTFB, whose product is annotated as myocardin related transcription factor B. Lineage: Eukaryota; Metazoa; Chordata; Lepidosauria; Squamata; Pythonidae. Gene Ontology annotation, molecular function: transcription coactivator activity. Gene Ontology annotation, biological process: positive regulation of transcription by RNA polymerase II; smooth muscle cell differentiation. Gene Ontology annotation, cellular component: nucleus. The record is from RefSeq and is a predicted model, not a curated record.
GCACGCGCCAGUGCUAAAAUCCCGCCGCCAAAGCUCGCGAGAGGACAUGUCCGCGGCGGCGGCAGUGGCGGCCGGAGAGGAUUGACAGACAGUGUGUUGAAACAGACUGUAAGGAACACUGUUUUAAGUGGUUAUUACUGAGUUGCUUGAACACAAUGGAACAUAAGGGGGCAGUGGACCCAGAAGAUGAUUCAGGAUUAUUAUCACGCCUUGCACCUAGUCCUCAUAGUGAAGCAGUUGCCCAUGAAUUUCAAGAACUCUCUUUGCAACCGAACCGGUAUUUACCUCCUCUCAAUGAAAGGAAGAAUGUUCUUCAACUGAAGCUACAGCAAAGGCGAACAAGAGAACAGCUGGUGGACCAGGGAAUCAUGCCACCUUUGAAGAGCCCAGCUGCAUUUCAUGAGCAGAUAAAGAGUUUGGAAAGAGCCAGGACUGAAAAUUUUCUGAAGCAUAAAAUACGCAGUAGACCCGAUCGAUCAGAAUUAGUCAGAAUGCAUAUUCUUGAAGAAACGUUUGCAGAACCGUCUCUCCAGGCCACUCAGAUGAAAUUAAAGAGGGCACGAUUGGCAGACGAUCUGAAUGAGAAGAUUGCUCAGAGACCUGGCCCUAUGGAACUUGUGGAAAAAAAUAUUCUUCCUGUAGACUCCAGUGUUAAAGAAGCAAUUAUAGCGGUUGGUCAGGAGAACUAUCCUCAAGCUUUGGAUGAUUUCUCAUUUGAUGAAGACAGCAGUGAUGCUUUAUCUCCAGAUCAGCCUGGCAGUCAGGAAUCCCAAGGUUCAACAGCUUCCCCCGGAGAGCCCAAAACAAGAGAAAUACCCUCGCCGGUCACCCCAGCUUCCUCCACCACACAGUAUCCCUCCAUAGCAACACCAGGAACUGACUUUUUGAAGCCACCUGUCACAGAUCAGCAUGUUGCACGCACAACAACUGCUGCCCCUCUUACCACAAAUUCUGUGACUGCCACAAAACACUGCAGUGGGCCAACACUAAUAAAGCAACCUCAUCCCAAGAACCCCAAUGACAGACCUCGGAGCAAGAAAUGCAAAGAACCAAAGCCCAGAGUGAAGAAGCUGAAGUACCACCAGUAUAUUCCACCUGAUCAGAAAGGAGAGAAAAAUGAGCCACCAAUGGACUCCAACUAUGCUCGUUUGCUGCAGCAACAACAACUAUUUUUGCAACUGCAAAUCCUGAGCCAACAGCAGCAACAUUACAAUUACCAGACAAUUCUUCCUGCACCACUCAAGCCAGUAAAUGACAAACAGGGUAACACUGGGAAUAUACCACUGAAUACUUUGAGCAACAGCACAUCUACAGUAGCUGUCAGCACACCAAGGCAGAACACUAGUAUUUCAAAUAGAAAGCCAGGACCUCUGCCUCCUAGCUUGGAUGAUUUGAAGGUAGCUGAACUGAAAAUGGAAUUGAAGCUAAGAGGAUUGCCUGUGUCUGGAACUAAAAUGGAUCUUAUUGAGCGUUUGAAACCCUAUCAGGAUCUUAACAAUAAUUCUGUUGGCACAAGUAAUACAGUGGCAGGAACUGCUUCCAGUAACGGAACUAGUAAACCUGGGGAAAUAGCUACGUCAUUUCCUCCUGCACCAUUAAAUAAGCAAGCAGUGAAUUCUGUCCCCAGUACCUCUUCAGAAACAACACCUGUUGGAACUGGCAGCAAAAUAGGACCCCUGGAAUGUGUGGGAUCCCCUUUGCCCAUUUCCCCAUCUCCUUCUGAACAGUCCAGUCUCGGAACUGAUGAUACUAACAUGGCAGAUACUUUGACAGAAAUCAUGACCAUGAUGUCUCCGUCACAGUUCCCAAGCACUUCGCCUCUUCGAGCAGCCCCAACUGAAGACGGAAGCACGUCAAGCAUGGACCUCGAUGCCACCGAAAAGGACCGUAAGCUUCAAGAGAAAGAGAAGCAGAUUGAAGAGCUGAAAAGAAAACUGGAACAAGAGCAGAAAUUAGUGGAAGUGCUGAAAAUGCAGCUGGAGGUUGAAAAGCGGAGUCAUCAGCAGCAGUCCCAAGCUUCUGCUAAACCAUCAAUGACUUUAAAUCAGCAGCAUAACCCCAUAUCUGUCAAAAAAGAAGACUCUGUAGCAGAUAGCUCUGAGGCAAGGCGGUUGGUACCUGACGCCAGUCAUUCUUUAGGGCAGCCCAGGCCAGCAGAUGUCCAAAAUCCAGUUGCCAAAAAGGCUGUGGUUAUCAAGCAAGAAAUACCUUUAGCCAAAGUUGAGCCACAAAACGUCAUAUCUCAGUUCUAUGUGAGUUCACAGAGACAGCCGCAGACUGCUGUGGUUGCCCAUCCUCAGGCUCUGCUGGCUGCCCAGGGAACCGCACAGUUGCUACUGCCGCUCUCUCUCCAGGGUCCAAAUUCAGCCGCUUCAGUGCAACUACCUGCGAGCAAUAUCCAGGUUCAAACACAAGCUGGCAUUCCAGCCAUGGGACAGGUAUCUGCUUCUUCCGGUUUGGCCCCCAAAGUCCCACAGAUGCACAUGUCAGCCCCCAAACAAAAUGCUUCUCCGCAGCAUGCAGUUGGCCAAACCUCACAGAACAGAAAGGUAUUUCCUCCUACCUCACCUAAUACAGUGUUUUCCUAUCAGAAUCAGACUGCUACAAACCUGCAGCAACCUUUGUUUAAUCAGGCAUCAAAUACUACACCUCACUCAGGGAACCAAGCGCCCUUAGUGCAAAAUGGACCGAAUGCUCUUCAGAAGCCACCUUCCCCACCUCAGUCCCAGCAAUACAUUUUGCAACAGUCAUUGUUCAACAAUUCAGGAACCAAAACGAAAGACCCUCCACGCUAUGAAGAAGCCAUCAAACAGACUCGCAGCCUGCAGUCUUCUCACCGAGAAAUUUCCAGUGCCCACAGCCAGCAGAUGGAUGACCUUUUUGAUAUCCUCAUUAAGAGCGGAGAGAUUUCUAUGCCUAUGAAGGAAGAACCUUCUCUGAUUUCCAAAAUGAGGCCAGUUACCGCCAAUAUCACCACAAUGCCAGUCAACACGGUGGUGUCACGUCCACCACCACAAGUCCAAAUGGCUCCUCCUCUUUCCUUAGAACUAACAAGCAAUUUCUCUUUAGCUCUGGAGAAUCAUUUAGAAGCUCUCUUGGAAGGAACUCUACCAUCAGGUAACGGAAUGUCUCAACUGACAAGCGGUAACGAGGACAAGGAAUCUUUCUCUGUAAUUGAGGAUCUACAGAAUGACCUCCUUAAUCAUUCUGGUAUACUAGAUCACUCCCAGUCACCUAUGGAGACUUCUGAUUCACAGUUCACUCCCAGUUCAUGUUUAUCUCUUGACCUUCCAGAUCCAAAUUUAGACAAUAUGGAGUGGUUAGACCUCACCAUGCCAAAUGCUUCAUCAGGAUUAACGCCUCUCAGCUCAACAGCUCCAAGCAUGUUUUCAACAGAUUUUCUUGAUCCACAGGAUCUACAGUUGCAAUGGGAUUAACUGAAAUGGCAAAGCCUACUUGACCAUGUUUUUAAAAGCUCCAUUUAUAAUAAGGUCCAUUGUUUCACUAUCCUUUGUUUUCAAGCUCAUCUCUAUAAUUACCUUAGGGAUUUUUUUUAAAAUCACAGAGCACAAGAUUAAAAAAAAAAAAAAAGAUUAAGAAUGUUCCAAGGAGAAAGGAUUAUGAUUUUGUAAGCUUA